AUGCUUUAUUUAUAUGUCUGUGUACCAAAUGGUUUUAGAAACACGCCAAACGUGAGUAUUGCUAACCGUAUUAGAUUAGUUCAUAUAGCUAAACCAUGCAAGUAUUUUGAUGUAGCUUUUAUAUACAAAAUGGCAAUAUAAACUGUCCUGGAUUUCUUUCUCAAAUUGAGUUUCAUGUUCCUGAUUUUAAAUCAAUUUAUAAUUUCGCGAUAUUUUUUUCGUAAUUUUUAUUCGGUUAGUACUCUGAUAGCACAGGUAGCUGUAUAUCCUGCAAACAAUUGUCUUCUUUAAAUUUUUAAUUUAUUUACAAAUAUUAUAGUUAUUAAUUGUAGUUAAAAUAUAUAUAAUAAAUCUAAUAUAGGAACAAAUAAAAAAAAAAAAUGGUGUAUAUAUUAAAAACUGAUAACCCGUCAGUCAUUAGCUUUGUUUGUUUCAAAAAGUUAGUCUGUAACUAAAGUGUUAAAGCGUCGUACUGCCAUGACUGUGUUUUGAUGAACACUGGUAUUUCAUUUCAAAACCAACGUUUUUGGUGUAAAAUAAUUAUACCUGUGUAAAAUUAGAAUAUAAAUUAAUAAUUGUUUUUAAGUUAUAAACAAAUACAAGCCAUAAAUAAAAGUUUUAAACAAUGAUACUAAAUUUAUAAUAUUCUUCUUUUCAUUAUUAAUGCAACAAUGUAUACAAAUACAAAUUAUAAAUAUAAAUUUGAAUUAUUAUAAUAUAGAGGCAAUUAUUUUACUGGAUUGUAGUAGAGUCCUUACUAAAAUUAUUCUGCAUACCCCGCGAAAAAUUCCUACGCACACCUAUGCAUAUAAGUAGUUUAAGGGGUUGAUCGUUUAUAGAUUAAUGAUAAUGUUUGGUUUUUAUAGGCUGAUUUAAAUGGGAAACCAUAUGACAUCGAAAUCUACAAAGACGAUGAAGGAGACAAUUGGCCGCCGUCAUCGCCACCACCAACCGAUGAAAAACGUCGGCAGAUGAAAGUAGAACAAGCAAAAUACCUAGAAAACUUUAAAUUUCCAUUAUUGCCAACGUCCGAAGAUACGUAUACCAAAAUUGCUAAAAUCGGCCAAGGAACAUUCGGGUAAAUAAUAUCUAUGAAUUGUAAUUUUGUUCAUAAUAAAUACCGGUGUAUCCGUGAUUAUUUACCAAGUGAAAUUUUUACCUUCCCGAUAAAUUAUCUCUAGAUAAAUUUUACCUCCUUGUAAAAUAUUCGGGGGGAGGGGUAUAAAACUAAUAGCAAAAAUCCCUCCCCACAGUAAAAUUUCUCUUAUUAUUUUUUUUUAUAAUUUUCAUUAUCUGUUGUUUCAUUGAAUAUACAUGUAUAACUAUAAUAUGGGCUUUACUUUGUUUAUAAUAUUGGGAUAAUUAUAAUUAUUUUAUUUUAUUUUUAUGUAAAUAACUAGAUGACUAUUCUUAAAAUAGUAAUAUAUUUUAUGAAACUUGUUAAUACUUUAUUAUUUCUCCACACAAACAUUAGGUAUCAUUUAUUUGAUUUAUAUAUUUAUACACAAUCAGUUAUGAAUAAUUUACUGUUAACAAACAAAUUUUUAAUAACAUAAUUAUAUACUUAUUUAUAUAAUUUAUUUAAUUCAACUUAUUUUUCUUAAUAUUAUGUAUAUAGCUUACAAGUUCCAUAAAGGUGUCAAAAGGUUCUUAUAAUAAUUAUAGUAAGGUUUAAUUUGAGAGGUAAAUAAAUAAAUGUAACAUAGUUACCUAUUAAAAAAAAAACCAUCGUGAAAUUAUAACCAAAAAAAUUUUACUAGAGAAUAUUUAUCUCCCUGUAAAAUAUUCAGGGGGAUGGGGGUAAACUAUCACUAGCAAGCAUUUACCCCACCCUCGGUAAAAUCUCACUAGAGAUUCAACUAGAGAAUAUUUACUGGGAAGUGAAAUUUCACCAGGGAAAAUUUACCGCUGGAAGAGGGGUAAAAUUUCACGGGGGUCAAUAAUCCCGAUUAUACCGGAUAAGUAGUUAAGUAUUACCGUAUUUACCGCUUCUUUAAUUAAUUUAUAAGAAAUCAUUAUAACAAAAUUAGGUGUAGUUUUCAAAUAUUUUGAUGUGUUAAUAAGUUCAUAAUCAAUUUAUUUCAUUCAUUCAUUGAUUUCAUAAUAAUUUUUGUUAAGUAUAACUGUAUCAGGUAAUAAGUGUUUUAGGUAUCGAAUACUGAUUAACUGAUUAAGACCAUCAAGAGCCAUUAUAGACACAUUUAUAUGUUAAAUAUGUUACACCCUAUCGGUGAAAUUGCCCAAUUUAUGGAAUAACGUUAUAUUUAAAUUUUUUGAUCAUUUUGUAGUAUUAGAUUUAAUAUAAGGAUGUAUUUGUUUAAAAACUCAAAUUAAGAACAUUAUCUAUACUUGUGCGUUAGUUUUUUUGAUAUUUUAAUUGUUAAACUUGUUACGAAUAUUUUAAAUAUUACAAUUUAAAAAUCAUCGUAUCUUGUAUCUUGCUUAAAAAUUAAAAUAUCGAUAAAAAAGGAACGUAUAAUUAAUAUAAACAAUGUUCUUACCUUUAAGUUUGAUAAUAAGCAAAUAUAUCCUAAUGCUACAACUAACAACACAAAAUUAACAAAAAAUCAUAUAAGGUAAUUUCAUGGAUUGGCAAAUUUCACCGAUGGGGCGUAACAUAUUGUGCAUUCAUGUAAUUUACCUAAUUAUUUCGUUUUCCUCCAGUAAACGUGUAUCACUACUUAAACAAAUGUUUUUUUUUCAUGCGUUCAUUUUAACUAUAUUUGUCCAUUAAUAACUAUUUAAAUAUUUAAUUUAAACAUUUAAACAAAAAUUCUCAUUAUAAUUAUUGUAUAGUAAAUACCUAUAGUAUAGUAUUAUUAUUUUAAAGUUUAUUAAAUUACUUAAAUGCUAAAAUCAUUUUCAGCGAAGUAUACAAAGCAAUUAAAAAACUCACUCAACCUGUGGAACAUGUUGCUAUGAAAAAAAUUCUCAUGGAAAACGAAAAAGACGGAGUAAGUUAAUAUGGUACUUCUUUUCGUGAUUUUUAAUAUAAUCAAGGUUACUUAUAUAAAAAUAAUUAUUCAGUAAAUGUUUUGUGUAAAUGAUCAAUACAUACCUACAUUAUCUACACUAAGUAAUAUGUGUUAAUAACAAUAGUGUUUCUCGACCUGAGGGAUCACCAAUUAAUUAUCACUAAUUAUUUAGGGUUGCCAAAAAUACAAAACAUCGGGUUGCUAUGCAUAAAAUUUAUAUUUAGAAGUAGUUAAACAAAUUAAUAUUCAUUUAAGAAGUCACGACAUGUUGAAAAACAUUAUUCCAACAUAACACGCAAUUCAUAUUAAAUAGAGUAAUGAGUAAUUUUAUAAAUUUUUAGAUUUUACCUGGCUGCUAAUAAAUUAAUUUUACUCUUUUAUUUAAUUUAAUUUAUUUAAACAUUUUUUUUUUAUUUAGGUAAUUGGUUUUAUUCGAAUUUAUACUUAUAUACUCAUAUUAUAGGUACUUAUUUAAUGUGUUUUGGUAUUAGGUACCUACAUAGGAGAAAGCGGGGUAAUUUCGUACAAAAAUUAAAACCAUAUGAUUAAGUUUUAUGAACAUUAAGUUAAGUUAAAAAAAAUUCUUGAUAACGAUAUAUCUAUAUUUACACAGACACUAUUAGUCGUGUAUAGUAACUCAAAAAUAGGCUGAUACUGAGGGCGGAUGCGCCACUGUUGUCGGGAAAGUAGGAUAGAUUAAAUUAUUUAAAUUAUGUUUUUAAAUCACGAUAAACUAUUAUUAAUGAAAAACAAUUUGGAGCAAUUAAGUAUGUAAAAGGAUCGCUAGAAAAAUCAACCUAAUGCUCGUGUUUCUAAUACUUCUAAGUCAUAUUUAUAAUCAAUAUUUUUAUUAAAAUGUUCGUGGUCUUUUAGUAAAAAUUCCUUUUUUACGUAAUGUUUUAUUAAUAAUUAAUUAUAAUAAAAUUUGUUUAAACGAAACUUGGCUACAUAAUAAUGUAGGGGCUUAAUGCGGAACUUGGCUUUACUAACUAUAAUUUUUAUAAAGAUGAUCGUAAUUUAACUUACGGUAAUUUGCAUGAAGGUAGUGUGCCUAUUAAUUGCAGUAAACAAGAAAAUAUGUCACUGUUUUUGUUGGAUUUGAAUAAAUAUUUUUAAAAUUUACAAUCAAUAGUAUAAAAAUAGUAUUAGGCUGUGUUUAUAUACCUACAAUACAUAUCUGAAAUAUACUCUACUAAUUAAAAAUAGGUUUAUUUGACAUGAAAAAUAAUUUUUGUUGCAAAUUAUUAUAAAGGAAUUUGAAAAUAUGUAAUAGAUUAAUACAUUUUUUUUUCUAAUAGAUAUUAGAAACUUUUUUUGAACAUUUGUAAUGAAUAGUCUUUAAUCACUUAGAUUUUAUUUGAUUUAAAUAAAAUUACAAAACAUAUUAAUAACAAAUGACAAUAUCACAUAUUAAAUUUUACAUAGAUAAAUAGAUACAUUUUUAACAUAAUAAUGACACUUUUCAUUAAAUAUAAUAAGUAACGACAAGGAUAAGUCAUUUUUUAACGUAAUAAUAAUAUUAUACAGUAUUAUAUUUGAUUUAUGCAUUUAUUACUGCGUUUUAGGUUAGAUACACUUCUUUUUGUAAUAGGUACUUAACCUAUCUCAAAGUUUUUGCUGUUUAAAUUUUCGUACGUUUUGUUUUAUUAUUUUAACCUUGUCUAUUACGUACUAUUAAGUAUUUGUUUAGAUGUUUUUUGGUUUAUGAAAUAUAAGUUAUGUAUUAUGUUUUAUUAAAAUAUAUGUUAAUGUUUUAUUAUAUCCUUUUAUUCAAGUUUUUUAGCAGAACAUUAAUUAAAAAAAGAAAAUAGUGUUUACUAUACUUAACUAUACUAUAUUCAUUAUAACAGGUACUGAUUUAUAUAUGUAUUGGGAUUUGAGAGUACAUCUGGGAAGGGGUGAUAACAACCACUAUUUUUCGUAUUCAAAAAUUUACUACAAGUUAAGCUAAUGGCCCUAAAAUAAAAUAAAUACAGUUUUACCCAUAUUAGAUGAAAAAAAAUGUAUUGCAGUUUUGAAAAUCUAAAUUUUUCUAUGUACCUACAUGUGAAAUAUAUUUUUAAGUACUUCAAUUAAAUAUUUUAAUUGGGAAUAUUUGUAAUACAACUGUACAAUUGAAUUUAAUUCAUUUUUAACUUUAUAGAUUUUACAGUACUUUAAACUUAAUAAUACCGCUCUGUCUCACUUUCCUUUACUAAUGAGUUUUAUUUUUGUUUCAGUUCCCGAUUACUGCAUUAAGAGAAAUCAAAUUAUUGAAAAAAAUAGAACAUAAGAAUGUAGUAAACUUAUUGCUUAUUAGUACCAGUAAUUAUUAUUUGUUACAUUAAUACCUAACCUUCUUAACAGCUCUCCUAUAUUUUUCAAUUGAUGCUUAUGUAUUUUUACAAGAUAAUCUAGAUAGUAGAAAAAUAAGUCGGACAGAAUUUCAUUUGAUAUUCGAAUUCUGUGAACAUGAUUUGGCUGGUUUAUUGGCAAACACUAAUCUGAAAUUCAAUCUAGCAGAAAUUAAGGAUGUAAUUCAACAGUUACUCAAUGGUCUCUACUUCAUUCAUUUGAAUAAAGUACUAAAUACAUUUUAACAUACCUACUCGGACCAAAUAAAUAAUUAUAAUGAAUUGGUGACAAUGUAAAUACGUAAACUAUGUUUUCUUUUUUUUAAGAUUUUACACCGCGAUAUAAAAUCUGCAAAUUUGUUGAUAACGAAAAAUGGUGUACUGAAAAUAGCAGAUUUCGGUCUAGCAAGAGCAUUUAGCGAUGUGAUUGUGAAAAGGAACCACAAGUAUAAAAUUAUUAUAAUUGUACAUUUUAAUGGAUUUUAAAAUUUAGUAGUCUCAUUUAACACUUUUUAAAACUAAACAUGGACUAAUUAAAAUUGUUAUGUUUAUAGAUAUACCAACCGUGUAGUAACAUUAUGGUAUCGCCCUCCAGAGUUGCUCCUUGGUGCUAAUAUUUAUGGUCCGCCCAUAGAUUUAUGGGGCGUUGGAUGUAUUAUGGCCGAAAUGUGGACUCGGUGUCCGAUUUUGCGAGGAAAUUCAGAGCAAUCGCAAUUAUUGGCGAUAACAGAAUUGUGCGGAUCAAUCACGGUAGAUAUAUGGCCCAAAGUCACUGAUUUGAAUUUGUUUAAUACUAUGGAAUUGCCAAUUGGACAGAAACGGAAGGUUGGUCAAUUUUUGUUGAUAUCAGAGAACAUUAAAAAUGUUUAUAUUUUAUUUAUUAAUAGGUAAAAGAGUGUCUAAAACCCUAUGUAGAAGAUCCAAACUGUCUGGACCUAUUGGAUAAACUAUUGACGUUGGACCCGGAUCAAAGAAUUGAUGCCCAUGGUGCUUUAGAUCAUAUUUGUUUUUGGUCAAAGCCUAUGCCGGGUGGUUUAGGUAAUGCAAUCUCUCGAUUACAGACCAGUAAUUACGAAUUCUUGGUUAAACAGCAAAAGUUUGGUAUGGUGAAACAAGGCCCAUCGGCAUUUGCCCCCACAGGCUUACAAGAUCGAAUAUACUAG
This is a messenger RNA of Cinara cedri, 6471 nucleotides long. NCBI's taxonomy places the organism in Eukaryota, Metazoa, Arthropoda, Insecta, Hemiptera, Aphididae. The record is from the annotation of a GenBank genome assembly.